AUGCUUGUUCUCGAUUUUAUUUUAGAUAUUGAUGAGUGUUUGGACGAACCGUGUUUAAAUGGCGGUCAUUGCCAGGAUGGUAUCAACAGCUAUACGUGUAUAUGCACCGAGGGAUGGGAAGGAGUCAAUUGUACCAUCGAUAUUGAUGACUGUGCCGAAGAGCCGUGUCAAAAUGGCGCCGAAUGCCAUGAUGGUUUAAACAGUUAUACAUGCGAAUGUACUGAUGGCUGGGAAGGAUUAAACUGCGAUAUCAAUAUUGAUGAUUGUGCCGAAGAACCGUGUCAAAAUGGUGCCGAAUGCCAUGAUGGUUUAAACAGUUAUACGUGUGAAUGUACUUAUGGAUGGGAAGGAUUAAACUGCAAUGUCAACAUAGACGAUUGUGAAAGCGACCCCUGUCAACACGACGCUGUGUGUCUGGAUGGCUUGAAUAGAUACACCUGCCAGUGCAUAGGAGGAUGGCAAGGAAACAACUGUGAAAACGAUAUUGAUGAAUGUAGCAGUAAUCCGUGCAGCAAUCAGGGUGUCUGCAUCAACAAUAUUAACCAUUACACUUGCCAGUGUACCGAUGGAUGGACUGGUUCGAACUGUGAAACAGACAUUGACGAAUGUUCCAGUCAUCCAUGUAACAAUGAUGGGGAAUGCCGUAAUGAACUGAACAGGUACAGCUGCGAAUGUACAGAGGGGUGGUCUGGUACCCAUUGCGAAAUAAGGAGUGCGUGUGCGCUUGAACCGUGCAGUAAUGGAGGCACCUGUGUGGAAGAAGCAAACGGUUACACGUGUUCAUGCGGUACAGACUUCACGGGGACCAACUGUGAAACAGCAUUUUCAGACCUCUGUCCGACGGGUUGGUUCUACCAUGGACAAAAGUGUUAUUCCCUGGAAGGAAGCUCUUCUUAUGGCACGAAUCACGAUACUGCAAGAACUACCUGUAGUAACAUGCUUGUCGAUCUACAAGGCGAUGCCGGAGAGAGACAGGCAUCGUUGCUAUUGGUUGAAAGUCAAGAAGAAACUGACGCCAUUUCCAACAGGUUCCUGGGUGGAUACUUUAGACGGCUAUGGCUGAAUUGUAGUAACAGGUCCGGAACGUGGGUCUGUGAAAAGGAUGCUUCGGGGACUACUUCCUCUUACACGAAUUGGUACCCAGGCCAACCGGAUGCGAAUGUGGGCUAUGCUCUUAUUAGAAACAUAUCAAAUGAUGAUUCGACUUACCAAUUCAAAUGGUAUGACAGGGUAGACUGCUACUCCUACUGCUAUUAUGGUCCUUUGAUAGUGUGUCAAAUACAUUUAUGAUUAAUUUCUUCAAAUACAUUCGUGAAUGGUUAUAUCAAAAACAUUUGUGAAUAAUUGUAUUUAAAAAAUACAGCUGUGCUGUGUACUGCGCUUUUCACAGAGAAAAUAUAUAUAUUUGUGUGUGCGUUAAAGCAUAACAUAUAUUGAAAGAUAAAAACAUUUUUUUUUUCAAAUUAAGAGACAGAUGGUGAUGUCUUUUAUCAAGGAUUUAACUUAUUCCAAUAUUCAAAUAAGCAGUUACCGUGAAAGUCCUGUCCCAAUCCAGUUUCCGUGUAAUUUUGUAUGUGAGAGGAAGUAGGCCACUGGUGGCUCGUAAAUUCUUGAAAUUGAGGUCCCUUUUUAUUAACAGAUUUGAAAACUUAAAAGUUAAUUGGACAACUCGCAUGAACACGAAGACAACACGUCGUUUGUAGGAAAAAAAGGGGCUACAUACUGUCUUUGUGAUCUGGGUCCCGUAACACAAAAGUUAGCAAUUAAUUCAACGCUUGAUUUUUACGAUUUAUUGUGUGUUGUAGUCGAUGCAAUCGAUCAUGAAAAAACUGUUCUACGAUGAAUGCUAAGCUUUGUGUUACGAGAUGCUGCUGUUGUUGUAUAAAAGCUUCCUAACGACGUGUUAUACUCUAAAAAGAAAUGUCAAAUUGCAAGAAAUCCAAACUUUCAAAACGAAUCGAAAAAAAAGAAUAUAUUUAUAUAUAAAACAUCUUGCUCUUUUUUCAUUUCAGCGUAAUUAAGAUAAUUGGUUAAUCAAGUUAAUUGUGGUUAUUCUUCAUAAUUAUGUUUGGAUGGCAAGCUUGUACACCACAUUGAGAACGCAAAGAAAUUGUAUCGUUGGAGAGGGGAGACAAUUUAACAGCAUAACACUCGUACUGCAAGAUAUUAUGACAAACUUUUUUUGUCCCGGCAAACAUUAUCUUGUCAUUUUCCAAUCAUUUCGGAUUGUCAAAAGUGAUAAAAGCCAACAUUAUUUAUAUUCAUAACAAGGAAUACAACCAAAUCGCCAUAUACUGCAGUGCACAAUCAAUGAACAAGACACUUUAUGUAUGUAGUAUAUCAUACACAAUUAUUCAGAAAACGUUCUUGUUCCCACAUGGUCGUAAGCAAUUUUUUUUUUGUUGGCAGGACGCAUAAUCUUUUUCAAAAAUAAUAUAAAUUUUCACAAUUUGGGGGGCGAUUUCCCCCGCUGCGUAGGGCCAUGUGACCGGACAAAUAAAGCGUGUGUGUACGAAAAGGGGGCCAUUAAAAAGCAAAGCAAAAACAGCAAAGUAUAGGAUAGUCAUAUUUAGACAGUUUUCCUUUCCUUCAUUUACAAUAAUUAUGUAAAAUUUAUUAAAAGUUUUUAUAAAAUUUACAUAAUUUUUGUAAUGACACAUUGUUGUGAAGCCCAAAAUCACAAAUAGUUGACAGCCUAUAAAAAUGUUGUUUGUCAAAUAUUUAUUAUAAUCAAAUCUGCCAAAUGGAUCACAUGAGAAAAUCCUACAAUCAUAAAAAAAAAUAAAACAAAGGACUUAUUAUUAUUGUUGUAUUUUGUCUUAAUAGUCAAACAACAAACUUUAAGAGAUGAACAGUUACGAACCAACUUAACAGUUCAAUUAAAACGUCAGUUCCUUUAAAAAGUUUUAGGCACAGUCUUAAAUCUAUGUCAUCGGCAGAUGAGGUGUAAAUUGCUGGUGGUAAAUAUACAUGUAUGUGCAAAUCCAUUGUUCAAAAUAAGUUACUGCAUACCUCAUUUUUAGACACGGUUUACAUCAAUGUUAGAAUUUUCAGAUGUUUUGUCAGCAAUCAAAGUGUAGUGAAUUGAUGGAAAUAUGUA
This is a messenger RNA of Lytechinus variegatus (green sea urchin), 3100 nucleotides long. Its product is annotated as fibropellin-1-like. Bases 1 to 1290 code for a protein of 429 amino acids. The record is from RefSeq and is a predicted model, not a curated record. The transcript has 9 exons. Gene Ontology annotation, biological process: heterophilic cell-cell adhesion; establishment or maintenance of epithelial cell apical/basal polarity. Gene Ontology annotation, molecular function: calcium ion binding. NCBI's taxonomy places the organism in Eukaryota, Metazoa, Echinodermata, Echinoidea, Temnopleuroida, Toxopneustidae. Gene Ontology annotation, cellular component: plasma membrane; protein-containing complex.